This is a messenger RNA of Eupeodes corollae, 2888 nucleotides long. Its product is annotated as anti-sigma-I factor RsgI5. The record is from RefSeq and is a predicted model, not a curated record. Lineage: Eukaryota; Metazoa; Arthropoda; Insecta; Diptera; Syrphidae. The coding region runs from base 673 to 1767 and encodes 364 amino acids. The transcript has 4 exons.
UUUUAAAAUCAAACAAGCCUUCUAUUUGCUUUUUUUACUGCGCCAUCUCUGCUCUCAAGCCUUCAACGCUGUUGCGUGCUGCACUGCUACCAACCAUCCAAAACACACACAAUAAAAAUAAAAAGGCAAAUAGAAAAAAUGCCCGCCAUUUGAAAAUUUUCCAUAUUCAAAGGAAAGCAACAAAAGAAAAAGUGAAGAAAAACCCGUCGUCGCCGUUAAACGUUGAAUUAGAGAAACACCACGGCAGCAUACCAAAACGUGCAUGCGAGUUUUUAUAGCAAGAAGCAAGACCAACUUCAGUUUCACUACAAGCAAUAGCUAACAAAUUGUUCGAAAAAGUAUCUCAUCAUCGUUGCAAAUCAGAAAUCUAUUCAGAUUCAGCCUCAGCGACACCAGAAUCAAAAGCAAAUAGUGAAAUCUAUAAAAAUCUUUGGUGUUUGCCAGCGACAGUGUGUGAGCGCGAAAAAAAGAUAGAAAUAAUAAAACAGAAACGAUUCGUAUUCGUACUUCGUCUCUAAAACGAGAGUUUGUCAAGUGAUUUUGAUUUUUGUAAUUGAAAUUUCGAAAAAGAACACAAAUUUGCAGGUACUUGUAUUUGCAGCGCGCAAUUUCAUAUCUAAUUGAAUAACAAUCUGCACUCGAAACGAAAUAUCCAAACAAAGUUGUGUGAAAAUGUCGGACACUGGAAGCAGCAAUUGUGAUAAUAAACCACAACAAGAAGACGUAAACCUUGAGGAGUCACAAGCACAAGCCGAGGCUGCGGCGGUACCAGAAGCUGAAGUUGAAAAUAAACCAGUUACACCCGUAAAACGAACUCCAUCUAAACGGUUGUCAGCUGUUGAACGUGCUCAACGUGAAAGUGAAGAGCUUGUUAAAACACUUGGCGGUAGUUUGGAUAUUGAGGGAGGGCGUAAGACACGUUCUAGUACAAGAGGUACACCAUCAAGAUCAAAUGUAGUUCAUACUCCACCACCAACAAAAAGAUCACGAGCCACAACAGGAACACCAAAACGUGGUCGAGGCAGGAAACUAGAAACUGCAAUCGAAGAUAAUUUAAAAACAAGCCCUGAAAAAGUUGCAUCAGAGCCAGAAUCCAAUCACGAUGAAAGUGAAAGUCCUGCUGUGGUGGAUGCCAUUGCAAAAACACAGGACAAAAUCGAGGACGAUGAUAAGCCAGAGACAACUGAAAAUCCAUCAGAAGUUGCGGAAGAAAAACCAUCCCCAGCGAAUGAACUUGAUAAACCUGAAGCAAUGGAAGUUGAUGGCGUUAGCAAAGAAACAGCAAUAGAAUCAGAUAAAAUUGAUGAAAAUGCCCAAAAUGAAAGCGAAUCAUCUAUAAAACCAAAUGACGAGGAUUUAGAGAAAUCUGCUGAAAAGGUUGUUACAGAGGAAAUCCUUGAGAGUUCUUCAAAAGUUUCUGAGGAUGUAGUUGGUCCACCGUCAACAACAACAACUACAACAACAGAUGCCGAACAGAACGCUCCUUUAGGUAAUGAAAAUGUUGAAACUGCACAUGAAAACAAUGCGAAAGCAAACGACAUAGAGAAGGUUAAUUCAAACGCGCUUCCGGCUGAAGUGUCUCUAUCAACACCAGCACCAACCCUAACAGCAACUCCAACUGCAACACCAACACCAACUCCAGCUACACAAGUGUCAGUAGCGGGAAAUGAACAUAAAGCUGAAAGCAAUGAUUUGUGUGAACCAAAACUUGCAUCACCGCCAAUAACAGCCAACAAUGAUGGAGCGACGCCGCAAUAUUGUAAUUAAAAUCAUUUUAUAACUAAUUUUUCGUUUAUGUAUUUUUUUUUUAAAUAUACAUGCAGUGACUUCUUUUUUAUAUAAAUGCGUACAUAAUAUAAGAUAACAAUUAUAUUAUUUUCAAAAAUAAAGAGACAAAAUUUUUAAUACAAAUAAGCAUAAUUAAAAAUAAGCAAUAUCUGGUGAACAAAAAUCAAAAAGGUAUGAAAUGUUUUUAAAAUAGUUCUUUUUGAUUGGUAAUUAAGUUUAGUAAUGAAAUAACUUGUAAAAUAUAAACAAACAAAAAAUCAGACCGCAACACCACCACCUUCGAUUUUCUUUUUCUCUGUCAUUCAAUAUAAACUUAAUGUUUGCAAUUAGAAUCUGGAUUAAUCACAUAAAACCUGCAUUUUCUUUUUUUUGUUUAAAGCUAAAAACUAAUAUUGUAACUAAAAAUAAAAAAACAAAACCAAUAUAAAAUACAAAACAAACAAACAAACAAAGCAACAAUCUUACCAAUAACAUUUUUGUUUUAAAUUCUUAGAAAAAGCUACUAUUGUAGUUCAUAAGUUGUAAACAAUACGGAAAAACAUAUCUCUCCUGUGAGAACGAUGAAUAAAUAAAAAAAAGUUAUAAUAAAAUCCGAUGCUAUUUUUGGCUUUAAAAAAGUUAUUAACAAGCUUAAUUGUGACUUGGUUGAUGCAACAUACUGUUAGAAGAAAUUAAAUCAAUAAAUCAACACACGUUACUUCGUUUCGGGAAUAAUUAUCAACAAAAAUAUUCAAUUUAUUUUUCUUCCGCAAAUGCUUUUUUUUUAGAACAGUUACACUUUUCCUUAAACAUAAACAAAAACAAUGAUUUAUUUAGAGAAACAAAAAGAAAUCAAAAAUACAAAAAUUGUUACUUAAAGAAAAUCCUCUAACCCCGCCCAUUUUCAUUAAACAAUAGAUUUAAUAAAAACAAUUACAGUUAAUAUAGUGGAUUCUUUUAAUUAUUGAAUUGAAAGACGACACAAAAAGAAAGCACAAAUAUAUUUCAUAGAACAACUUUCAAAAUUUAAAUCAAAUUCAUAUAUUGUAAUCAAAUAAAAACUUGUUAAAAGAAUGAUGAAAUAAAAUCAAUAAAUAAAACAAAAAUACAAAAAAGAAGAA